This is a messenger RNA of Penicillium argentinense, 1728 nucleotides long. RefSeq lists its product as uncharacterized. The coding region runs from base 1 to 1728 and encodes 575 amino acids. The transcript has 2 exons. The record is from RefSeq and is a predicted model, not a curated record. Gene Ontology annotation, molecular function: zinc ion binding; DNA-binding transcription factor activity, RNA polymerase II-specific. NCBI's taxonomy places the organism in Eukaryota, Fungi, Ascomycota, Eurotiomycetes, Eurotiales, Aspergillaceae. Gene Ontology annotation, biological process: regulation of DNA-templated transcription.
AUGCAACCACUCGUGCUUCACCCUCCGAGCCUCACCUCCGCCCAGUUUGGACAGCCCCGGUUCAACUCGGGCCCUGAGCGGCUGCCGUUGAAUCGAUCUUGGUCUACCAAUGCUCGAGGGUGUAGCCCCCGGGCUCCUCUCCCCCGCCAAUCGAUGUCUGGCUCUCCUCCCACCCAAGAGCCCUCGGUGACAUCCGGAGAGUCCAGGCCGGUGGCAUAUCCAUCGGCUUCCUCGCCCGUGUUUACGACCGGGGUGUUAGCUAUCCCUGCAGUGUCUGGAACUUCACAGCCGCCGGCGGCUGUGAGUGAUCCUCUAUCAGCACCUAUCCUCCCGAGGUAUGGAGAGCCAGGCCCUCCGCCAUUUGUUGGAUCUCCAAUACAACAUCAACACCAGAAUCAGCAUCAGCAUCCGCAUCAGCAUCCGCAUCAGCACCAACAUGACCAUCCACAUCAACACCAACACCCUCACACACAUCAGCAACAACAUCCACAUUCAGGAGAACCCCCGUUUUCGUUAUCAACGCUGGAACCCGCCGUGCCAGGUCCCUCCACCCGUUCCUUGGCGCAAAAGUCCACUCGGCGGACCAAAGCUCAUGUAGCCUCGGCCUGUGUGAACUGUAAGAAAAAGCAUCUUGGAUGUGAUCCAGCACGGCCAUGUCGAAGAUGUGUUCUGGCAGGCAAGGCUGCUUCUUGCGUCGAUGUGACCCACAAAAAGAGAGGGCGGCCACCACUGAAAGCUGAAGACUCUUCGCUCCGAGCUUAUACGACACAUAUCGAAAGCCCAGGUGUAUCAGCCGAAGCUCAACCGUCCAUGGCAGCGCAAAGGAAUGUCCUCCAUCGAGCUACUUCGUCUCGUGAACUGCGCCCCAUGCCUGACCCUCACACCAUAGGCGACCCUGGUCCCACAGCAGCGACCAUGCGGAUGCAACGCAGCCAGGCGCAUAGAUGGUCCGCCUCGGUUUUCCCUUUGACUCGACCUAUGGAUCCCUCUACCUCGAUACCAGGCAGUGCAGGACGACGUCCUUUCUCUAGCUCCGGUCCAGCUUCUUAUACAGCCGUGCCGCCUCAUCCACCGCCUGCUUUUGUGCCAGUGACGGGCGGUUUCAAUCCAGUCCUGAAGACCGGGGCCAUGCCACCCGGAAUGGACCGACGCUUUCCUCCAUAUGGAGGCCCGGCUUUACCACCACCAACAUCGCCUCCGCAACACCAGCACCCAGCAGGAGUUUCCUACCUGCCGUACGCUGAUGCUCCAUCUAGCGUGAUACAUCAGCCCAUGAGUGAUUCCCGGAUUCCUCCAGCGCCUCGCGAGCCCUAUCUUGAAUCCCCCUUCCGACUGCCCCCGAUUCACCAAGCCACCGCGAGUCCGAUAUCUCACCACGCGCAUCGACUGAGCGAUCCUUAUCCCGCAAGCUGGACAACCUCUAGCUCCAGUCGUGAAGAUAACCCUCGAGAACCGCGAUCGCCAGCUACGUUACAGAGACCGAUGAGCUCGCUCUUAUCGCACUCGACGCCGCAAUCUUACCAUCACCAACGCUCUUCGUCCACGACAGGCCCUCUUGAACCAAUUCCUCGACAUCUAGGGCCCAUCGAUCUGCCGUCUCCGGUCCCUCUGAGCCAUUCGUCUCCCAUCACAACGCAGGCCGCACACACCAGCACCGAGGCCGAAACUGGCGAGCCACGACCCAUCAAACGGCGCAAGAUGGCUUUAGACGAUAUGGUCAAUGGCUAG